Molecule: messenger RNA, 1581 nt
Organism: Malassezia vespertilionis
Lineage: Eukaryota; Fungi; Basidiomycota; Malasseziomycetes; Malasseziales; Malasseziaceae
Exons: 1
Coding region: 1-1581 (526 amino acids)
Source: RefSeq, a predicted model, not a curated record
AUGCAUAGUCCAGAACACUUUCGUGGUGAAGGAGAAAAGAUUAAACAUGUAAAAGAAUUCGGGAAGGUUGACGGCAUUGUGCAUGUUGAAGACGAGUUCCGUCCCAAGUUCUUGCAGGAGCCCCGAAUUCACCAAUUUAUUAGGGAUGGUACGCUCCAUCGCUCACCCAGCGAGCGGCCCAUAGACCCAUUCGAGCUGUUCCUCGAUCUAGUGCUGGUCGGUGUGGUACAUCAAUUUGCUGAUACAGCCGCAGAAGAAGGCAUUGCAUCGGGGCGUAAGCUCGUUCGCUUCAUUCUCUCCUUCACAGGAGCAUGGUCGCUCUGGAGUGACUACUCCCAUUACGUAAAUAUGAGUGGACUUGACGACUUUCCCCAGCGUGUAUACACUUUUUGCACUAUGGCAAUCCUCAUUGGCUUCUCCGCGAAUUGCACCGGUAUCCCACUCACACAAGAAGAAUUUGACGAUCAUAUUGGCAAGGGUUCUCUUCGUGGCGCACUGGGCUUUUUCCUCGUUGGAAAAUGCAUCAAGUUUAUUUUGCACAUGUACUACGGUUUAAGGCUUCGAAGCUUUUUACUGGAUCAGUGGUUCAGGGCUUUCCGCUUGCUGAUUUUUGCUGCGCUUUGUCUCGGUGCGAUGUUUUCGCCCAAACUGUACAUCUCCGCAAUUUUGUACGGUGUUGGGUACUUGACGGAUGUAUUCCAGCCACUGGUAAUCACGGCGCUAGUGCGCAUUUUUAAUUAUGGAAGAUCAUUGCGAACAGUGACAAUAGCGGAUGAUUCUCAAGGCAUAACCGAUCCAAGCGUCCGUCUGCCUGCUUUUGCUGUGUAUAACAUUGAACACUUUUCAGAGCGCCAUGCGGCAUUCUACACUAUUGUUCUGGGCGAAAGUAUCGCAAGUCUCUUGUACGUUAUUCAUGAUACAGAAGGCACGGCGCGCAAUUCUGUGCCGCCAGACGCGCGCGUCGGUAUCAAUGCUACGUAUGGACGUGCCUUUAUGGUGCUCUUGACUACCUUUUUGCUGGGCUGGCUGUACUUUACGCGAGAUUGGGGAGCAUCUAAAAUUCAUCCAGUCCGGCGCCACUGGUUCACGUUUUUCAUUUAUGUGAAUGUUCAUUGGCCUCUGUGCGCUGCGUUGAACCUUGCUUCCGGCGCUGUGACGAGAAUGGUCAAGUACAGUGACAUUGACGGGCACAGUGGUCUGGAAUGGUACUGGGGUGGCGGCAUUGCCACGGCAAUGGUUUGCCUGGCUGUGUACGACAUGUCUUACAAAUGGGAUUUCAUGACAACACGCCGCUGGAUGGUCUGGUCUGUGCGAAUCUUUUUCCGCCUGGGCAUUGCUGCUGCCUGUGCAAUUCUUCCUCUAGCAUACGGUACUUUGGUGGACUCACUGGACGACUUGCAAUUUGUCUCCAUUUAUGCUUGCUUUAUGGUGUUUUUGGUAGCCGAAGAGCUCAUUGGCAAACUUGUUGUGCUGCGAGAAUCAGAGCGCCUUAAAAGGGAAGCAGCGGGAAAAACGAGAGACCAGCUCGUUCGGGAGCCUUCCCAACUUGAAAGUCCCGAACCCGGGACACCAACCCUUUGA